Molecule: messenger RNA, 1019 nt
Organism: Solanum dulcamara
Lineage: Eukaryota; Viridiplantae; Streptophyta; Magnoliopsida; Solanales; Solanaceae
Exons: 3
Coding region: 298-822 (174 amino acids)
Source: RefSeq, a predicted model, not a curated record
GGUCAGUUCACAUACUUUCUUUUUUUACACUUUACCCCCAACAAAACGACUAAUAUCAAAUUUACACCCCAAAACCCUAAACACAUUGCUCAAAACCCUAAUUUCCCUUCCCUUUCCCCCCCCCCAAAGUUUAUCUUCAAUCCCCUUUUGGACAGUCAAACCCUACCCUACCCUACCCUAAAACCCCAUUUUUACUUCUCUUUCCAGAAAGUUUUGAUUUUGGGAUUUUGGGUAUUCUUGAACUCUCUGUUUCUUUGCUUUUUUUUUUUUGGGUUGUUUUAUUUUAGGGGAGUAAAAAUGGAGGUGAGUAGUUUGAGGUCUGAUGUAGCUGUUCUUGGGAGAAUGGUGGUGGGGUCUGUUCUUGAAGCUGUAGUUGCUGAGACCCUUUUGGCUGCUCAGAGAUCUGUUGCUUCCUUGUUCAUUGUGGCAGGAAUUAUGCUCAAGGAUGCUGAUGCAUUGCCAGAGUUGAUAGGCACUGAUAAAAGGUUUCCAUUCGAGGAACUUCAUAAAACGGACAAAGCUGGGCCUGAGAACAAAGAUGGGAGCGACACAGAGGACGAUGAUGAAGAUGAUGACGGAGAUGCUGAUGAUCAGGAUGAUGAUGAUGCUGAUGAUGAAGACUUUUCAGGCGAAGGAGGAGAUGAUGACGAUGACGAUGAAGGAGAUCCCGAAGAGAAUCCAGCAGCUAACGGCAACGAAGGCAGCGAUGACGACGAUGAUGAUGAUGAAGAUGAUGAGGAUGGGGAUGAUGAUGAUGAAGAGGAAGAUGACGAAGAAGAGGAGGAAGAGGAGGAUCAACCACCUGCCAAGAAGAAAAAGUAAACCAUUUCCUUGUAUGUUAUUCUGCUUUUCUUCCAUGCUUGUUGGAUUAUGUAGUAGUAGUAGGAAGAGGAGAGUCUUAGCUCUUCUGUAGGAAUUAAUCAUCCUUUUGCAGAACAAAUGAACUCCUUUUGUCAUGCUAUUUGACUUCUUGUUCUGAUAUAUAUUCCAUUCAAUCCUAUGAAUAUUUUGGAUCCUUA